UAAUGGGCCGUUUUCAGGCAGCUGGUCGCUUUCCACCGACGAUCUCCUUCUCCGAUCAAACAAGGAUGAAUGAUGGAGUAUUAGUUGUUUCUUGGAUUUCACUCUCCUUCCUUCUCACUCUUACCCCCAAUCCGAAAUCAAAUUCGCCUUUUAUUAUUUCUCAUCUUUCACUCUCUCCAACAAAACCCCUCUCCCCCUUGCUGGUAAGUGUGUUACCGUGUCUGUGUUUUAUCUCCAUUCCCAUUUCUUGAUUGACUAGAAAAGCUCAAAUGAUGGAAAGAGAAUCCUCAGACGAAGAGGAGGACCGGGAGAAUCUGAUUUCCCAAAAUGCCAGGUCUAACGACGUCGUGAAGUCCCCCAAUCACCGUCACCGCUCCGCUUUCCAUAUUGACGAUGAUUUCAGGAGCCGAUUUUCGGGUGUCACUCGAAGAUUCCAUAAGAGGUAUCUUAUGGCGAUAUUUCUGCCCAUGCUCAUUUUAAUACUCUAUUUUACCACCGAUUUUAGAAGCUUGUUCCAGAUGCGCAUUCCGACGAUAAAAAAUAUCGGGGGUAAUAAUCCUCCUAUUGAUCGAAUGCGUGAGUCGGAAUUGCGGGCCUUGUAUUUGCUUAGGCAGCAGGAACUUGAGCUGUUUAAGAUGUGGAAUUAUACCACAUUGGUGAAUAAAUCGAAUUUUAGCUUGGUAAAUAAUAGCAAUUUAGUAAAUUUGACUUCUGCCAAUAAUAAUGGGGUGGAUAUGCUUUCGUCUUCAAUGUUGGAAGACCUAAAAUCGCGGGUUUUUAGCCAGAUUUCCUUGAAUAAGCAAAUUCAAGGGGUUCUAUUGUCGUCGCAUGAAAAUGGAGGUUCUCUGGAAUUGAAUGAGAAUUACACGGAUGCGAGUUUUUCUGGUUGGAAUGGAUGCCGGAAGGUGGACCAGAGGUUGUCAGAGAGGAGAACGAUGGAGUGGAAACCUAGAUCAGACAAGUAUUUAUUUGCAAUUUGUGUUUCGGGACAAAUGUCGAAUCAUUUGAUUUGUCUGGAGAAGCAUAUGUUUUUUGCGGCUUUGUUUAAUCGGAUUUUGGUGAUACCGAGUUCAAAGGUGGAUUAUGAGUUCCAUCGGGUGUUGGAUAUUGAGCACAUUAAUAAGUGCUUGGGGAGGAAAGUUGUGGCGACAUUUGAGGAGUUUGCUGAGAGUAAGAAGAAACAUUUGCACAUCGACAAACUUAUGUGUUAUUUCUCAUCACCCCAGCCAUGUUAUAUGGAUGAUGAGCGUGUGAAAAAGUUGAAGGGGUUGGGGCUCUCUUUGGGUAAAAUGGAGGCUGUCUGGAACGAGGAUGUCAAGAAGCCAAACCAACGGACAGUCCCGGAUGUGUUAGCAAAGUUUUCUUCAGAUGAUAAUGUCAUUGCAAUUGGAGAUGUAUUCUUUGCUGAUGUGGAGAGAGAGUGGGUGAUGCAGCCAGGAGGUCCUAUUGCCCACAAAUGUAAGACACUAAUUGAGCCAAGUCGGCUUAUAUUGCUCACUGCUCAACGUUUUAUACAGACUUUCUUGGGAAAGGACUUUAUAGCUCUUCAUUUCCGACGCCACGGUUUCUUGAAAUUCUGUAAUGCCAAGCAACCAAGUUGCUUUUACCCUGUUCCUCAAGCUGCUGAGUGCAUCAAUCGAGUGCUGGAAAGAGCUAAUACUCCAGUAAUAUAUCUCUCUACUGAUGCUGCAGAAAGUGAAACUGGUUUACUGCAGUCACUUCUGGUCUGGAAUGGGAAGACUGUACCUCUUGUUCGAAGACCGGCUCGUAAUUUUGCUGAAAAGUGGGAUGCUUUAUUAUACAGACAUGGACUUGACGGAGAUUCUCAGGUUGAAGCAAUGCUGGAUAAGACUGUUUGUGCUAUGUCUUCUGUGUUUAUUGGAUCUUCUGGAUCUACUUUCACAGAGGAUAUUUUGCGGCUGCGUAAGGACUGGGGAUCUGCAUCACUCUGUGAUGAAUACUUGUGCCAGGGCGAACUGCCAAAUUUUACUGCAGAAGAUGAGUGAGUUAGGAUUUUAUAGGACCUGUGCCCUUGGAUUUCUUUGCUCCUUAAACUACUCAACUCUUUCGUGCUUCAAUCAUGCUGACAAGGAUAACUGAAGGAGCUGAAACUGGUUGUGAUCUGUCCUGGAUUUUGCGACAUAGACAGCCAAAUCACUUAUGUAAAUGGGAUUUUACCUGAUCUUUCUUGAUCUAUGUGAUGUAUCAUAAGAGCUUCAGCAUGUAAUGCUAUUUGUUUUGUUGUAUGUAAUUCCCUCUCAAACUUGUUUAGUUGUAUCUUGUUGUUGCAUGUGGUUCUUUUGAUAGUAGACUAUCGCAACCUAUGUACAUCACAGAUGAUCAGCGACAUAUUGUUGUAUUCUGAGAGCCAUCCAUUGAUAGAUAUCUUGCCAACUUCAUGAUUUAUUACAUUCAAGUCAU
Sesamum indicum (sesame) is the source of this 2421-nucleotide messenger RNA. RefSeq names its product O-fucosyltransferase 36. NCBI's taxonomy places the organism in Eukaryota, Viridiplantae, Streptophyta, Magnoliopsida, Lamiales, Pedaliaceae. Gene Ontology annotation, biological process: protein O-linked glycosylation via fucose. The record is from RefSeq and is a predicted model, not a curated record. Gene Ontology annotation, molecular function: peptide-O-fucosyltransferase activity.